This is a messenger RNA of Phyllopteryx taeniolatus (common seadragon), 3987 nucleotides long. RefSeq names its product stromal interaction molecule 2b (gene stim2b). Gene Ontology annotation, cellular component: plasma membrane; endoplasmic reticulum. The record is from RefSeq and is a predicted model, not a curated record. Gene Ontology annotation, biological process: activation of store-operated calcium channel activity; store-operated calcium entry; intracellular calcium ion homeostasis. The coding region runs from base 687 to 2972 and encodes 761 amino acids. NCBI's taxonomy places the organism in Eukaryota, Metazoa, Chordata, Actinopteri, Syngnathiformes, Syngnathidae. Gene Ontology annotation, molecular function: calcium ion binding; protein binding; calcium channel regulator activity. The transcript is spliced from 11 exons.
CUCACACAGAGUACUGUUCCCCCCCCCCGCUCAUUUCUCGAGACUUCCGCCCCUGCUCGACGCGCGCGCCCUCCCGCGAGCGUGCGCGCGUCCGGCGUCAACGAUGGCAUGCGCAUCCCCUCGCCGCACCGGACCUCUCGAAGCGGACCCGCGGAGCAAAUAGGAAGGAGGGAGGGGGGCAGAAGCAGUAGCCAUGUGGUUCCUUCAGAACCGGAGGAGGAAGUGUUUUUUUCCCUUUGCAUUUUUUUAAGCAGGCGGCUUUCUGGUGACGAGGACGCUGAUCCGGAUCUGUGUUUACACUACACGUACUGUACGUGGAAGUCGGGCGCUACUUGGCAACAACUCGCGCAGCCUGGCGUGGGAAUUUGACACUCGAUUCCACGGAUCGGACGUUAUUUUUUUUUUACAUUUUUUUUUUAGGGGCUUUGGGAUCCCUGCACCCAAGCUACCCCCACCAAUCCUCCCUCUCCCCCCUCCCAGAUGCGUGAUUUAGUUGACAGUUCAGUAUCAUGGGGGAGCCUGCAGCGCGCAGCCCCUCUCAAAGUACCUGUGGAGGGUCUUAGUUUCACACGUGGGACGUUUUAGAACCCCCGCUUGCACAUAAAUAGCUUCAGAAUAGACUGGUUUGGCCCAUGACCCCGACGUCCGAACCCGCCGUCUGAUCUUCUGCCACCCACACGUCCACGAUGUGCCCCAUCCCCGCGGUGCUGAUCGUGUUGCUGCGUGGACUCGUCGUCUCUGCGCUGCUGGGCUCCCACUCGGCGGAUACUGGAGAUGGGGCCACCCCAGACCCCUGCCUCACGGUCAUCCCACCGUGUGUGAGCGAUGCCGACCGCUUCAGCCUGGUGGCCUUGCGCCACAUCCAUAAAGAGCUGGACGACGACAACGACGGCGGCAUCGAGGUCAACGAGAGCGUGGAGUUUAUUAUAGAAGACAUGAAGCAGCAUCAGACCAACAAGCACAGCAACUUGCACCGCGAGGACCAACACAUCACAGUGGAGGAGCUUUGGAAGGGCUGGAAGACUUCAGAAGUCCACAACUGGACGGUGGAAGACACGGUUCAGUGGUUGAAGGAGUCGGUGGAGCUGCCCCAGUAUGAAAAAAACUUCCGGGACUUCCGCGUCACCGGCAACACACUGCCACGCAUCGCCGCAAACGAGCCGUCGUUCCUGUCCGUGCAGCUCAAGGUGUCAGACCAGCGACACAAACAAAAACUCAACCUGAAGGCGCUCGACGCGGUCCUUUUCGGCCCCCCGCUGCGGCCGCAACACAACUGGACGAAAGACUUCGUCCUCACGAUCUCCAUAGUGAUCGGCGUGGGCGGCUGCUGGUUUGCUUACGUGCAGAACAAGUCCAGCAAGGUGCACAUCUCCCAGAUGAUGAAGGAUCUGGAGAGCCUGCAAAACGCUGAGCAAAGCCUCCUCGACCUGCAGAGUCGUUUGGAAAAGGCUCAGGAAGAAAACCGGACGGUCAUUGUGGAGAAGCAGAAUCUCGAGCAGAAGAUGAGGGACGAGAUCACCGGCGCCAAGAAGGAAGCCCACAGACUUCGGGACCUGCGAGAGGGCGCCGAAUGCGAGCUCAGCCGGCUCAAAUACGCGGAAGAGGAGCUUGUGCAGGUCCGAAAGGCCCUGAAGCGAGCCGAGAAGGAGAUUCAGUCCGAGUGGUCGCUGCCCGAAGCUCUGCAGAAGUGGCUCCAGCUCACGCACGAGGUGGAGGUUCAGUACUACAACAUCAAGAAGCAGAGUGCCGAGCUACAGCUCUGCAUCGCCAAGGACGAGGUAACCGAGACCGAGCGACCGCUGGGCUUUUCUUUCUUAGCGACAAUUUCCAAACCUUUCCCUUUUGGACUGCAGGCGGAGAAAAUCAAAAAGAAGAGAAGUUCUGUGUUUGGAACGCUUCACGUCGCGCACAGUUCAUCACUGGAUGAGGUGGACCACAAGAUACUCGAAGCCAAGAAAUCCUUGUCUGAGGUGACGGCGUGCCUGAGGGAGCGCUUGCACCGCUGGCAGCAGAUCGAGAGGCUCUGCGGCUUCCCCGUCGUCAACAACUCCGGGCUGCCGAGUCUGACGGCCAGCCUCUACUCUGACCACAGCUGGGUGGUGAUGCCGCGCGUCUCCGUCUCGCCGUACCCCAUCGCCGGCGGCGUGGACGACCUGGACGAGGACACGCCUCCCAUCGUUCCGCAAUUCACAGCAACGUUGAUGCGGCCCCCGCUGACGCGCAACAGCAGCGCGUGCCGCUCCCGCCGGAGCCUCAUGGGCUCGUCCGCCAUGAUGUCCCCGGACCCCGACCUGCUGUCCAUGGCCGGCUCGCCCCUCUCCUUUCACCUCGAGGCGGACGACGAAUACGUCAUGUUCAGCUCGGAGCGGAGGGGGUAUGUCGCGGAUGUGUUUCAUCCAGACAUUCGCGAUGGCGCUUGGCAAUGGGAGGUCGCCCAGGAGGGCAGCCCCGACACGGACACUCUGAACUUCUCGAUGGGCCGCAAGCCGCCGCACAACCCCUGCUUCGUGACCCCGGACGCCCCGUACCGCAAGAUUUCCCGCGAGGAAAUGCUGCUGUUCAAUCAGAGCCCGGAGUUCCCCACGUGCAGCAGCAUCGCGAGCAACAGCAGGGACUCCACCCCGCCGCCUUUGCCCCCUACGCCGGCCACCACCCCCUCGGGCCCGCCGUCCACCUCGCCGUCGCCGGACCUCACCCGAAUCGCGCCGGAGACCCAGGCCGUCACAUCUCCGUCGGGGAAGGCCGCGUACAACGGCAUCCUGGAGAAAUCGUACAGCUUCGGCACGCCGCCCGCCGGCAUUCCGCCCUCCGUGGGCCGCUACCCGUCCCUCACCUCCCUGGACUCGGAGGGCCGGAGCGUGGGCCGGGAGCACAAGCUCCAGAGCACCUCCUCCCAGGACUCCAGUGACAACGGAGAGAAAGUCAAGCGCUCCUCCUCCAAAAUCAAAAGCCUAUUUAAGAAAAAAAAAUAAAACUCGCAGAGUGCAGUCAUCUGCGCGAAACAAAUCAAACGAGGACAUCACUGUAAGCUCGAACAGCUCUUUAUUUACCAUAACCCGCAGAAUGUAGCUCAGUCCGGUCGCCCCAGAUUGGCGGCAUUAUUCUUUUCACUAAUGCCUUCCCGGAGGCCAAACGUCACGCCGCGACUGAAGCAAGUCUUUGAUUUCCAAGCACACAAGGACUUUUUGCGACAACGGCGCACUCCCUGACAAAAAAGGUUGGAAUAUUUCCCCGCCGCCACAUGAUUUAUGGAUUGGGAAGCUCUUGGUUUGUUUUUACUUAACGGGGGUGGAAAAAAAUAAUCCCGCGAAAAGGUUUGUUGCACUACUUCCUGAUAUUUUGGGAAUAAAGUUAUUUAUGAAACUCCGGGGUGGGGGGAACACGAAAAGGGUCACAUGAUGCCACUUUAAUGUUGACGCUCACCUUAACAAAUAUACAUUGUUUUCUCCUGUUUUAUUCGAUUGUUGAUGUGUUGUUGCCGGCUACCUUGCACGACUUGAUCGAUCGACCCGCCCGCCGUCCCUGCGCUCCGUCCGUUGCCAACCCGACUUUCCGUUUCCUCCAGAUUUGAUUUCUUGAUUUCGAGGACGCACAGGUGCCAGGAAGUGUGUCGGUGCUGUGAUGGCGGUGCGUCUGUACCAGACACCUUCAUUUGCUCUCCCCCCCCAAAAAAAGGCAAUACGGACCUCCUUGCGUGAUGUCAAAUAGCUCCUGCCUCACACGUACCUUCUCGCUAUUGACGGGCCAAGUGGUGGCGCGGUGGUCGAUGCUGUUUACGAGGUGUGUGCACAGGACGACGAAUCAAUGCAAUUAUUAUUAUUAUGAUUAUUGUUAUGGACUAAAUAGCACACAAAGGAAUAAAAAGUCAGAACUGUACGGCGGGUAGAAAUGUUGACGACACUAGUGUUUUUGAGAGCAUUUUGUGUGUGAAUAUUUGUAUACUGUUGACGAAUUAAUAAAAAAAAUAAAGCAAAGUGGCAUCGUCAA